Meloidogyne enterolobii is the source of this 488-nucleotide messenger RNA. Lineage: Eukaryota; Metazoa; Nematoda; Chromadorea; Rhabditida; Meloidogynidae. The record is from the annotation of a GenBank genome assembly.
AUGUGUUUAUUAUUAAGUGUGUUAAUUGAGUUUAAUAAAUGUGAGAUUAAUAAAAUAUGUUUUAAGAUAGCAGAAUAUCGUUUCAUUACCGAUUAUGGCAACCAACCAUCAAUUCUUAAUGGAAAUGAUUCAUGCUCGUUCCUCUUUGAUGGGACUAUAAACAAAACAGGAAAUGUAUGGAGCCCUAACUAUCCCGGCUUUUAUCCACGAAAUGUGGAUUGCCAAUAUGUCUUUCUUGGAGCAAAAGAUCAAGUUGUAUUUGUUACUUUUGAAUAUUUUGAUGUUGAAGGACGUGGACAGUGUGAUGAUAAGGCAAAAAGUGAUUUUGUAUUAUUCAGUAAUUACAGAACACAACAAAUCGCCGAUUUUGUGGAGCACUCAGACCUAAAGACACAAUAAAGAGUGAAAGUAACUAUUUUAGAAUGAUUUUCCAUUCAAACGAUAUUUUUGAUGGAACUGGCUUUUUCGCUCGUUAUCAAUUCUUUGAU